Molecule: messenger RNA, 1081 nt
Organism: Papilio polytes (common Mormon)
Lineage: Eukaryota; Metazoa; Arthropoda; Insecta; Lepidoptera; Papilionidae
Product: phosphate carrier protein, mitochondrial-like
Exons: 7
Coding region: 115-849 (244 amino acids)
Biological process (GO): mitochondrial phosphate ion transmembrane transport
Cellular component (GO): mitochondrial inner membrane
Molecular function (GO): phosphate transmembrane transporter activity
Source: RefSeq, a predicted model, not a curated record
CGUGUAGACGAAUGGAAUUAAAGAUAUCGGUCGAUUAUCAAGAUAAUGUAAGAUUAUUCGGUAGUGCGGUGAGGACUGCCGAAUUGUUGAUAUCAAUUUAAAACUAUAGACACAAUGUUUGCGUCACUUCUGGAGGCAGCCCGCAAGUCCCCGUUCCACGGGCCCCUGACACCAGCCUUGUGCGAUGCCAAUGAGCUCGCUCCCGCACUCACAGAAAGUGUACAGCCCAUCCAGACAAUAGUUGCUUCGUCAGAGCCGGAGCAGACGUACUCGUGCGAGUUCGGCUCCGCCAAGUACUUCGCGCUUUGCGGUGUCGGCGGUCUACUGUCAUGCGGCUUAACCCACACGGCGGUGGUGCCUCUGGAUCUGGUGAAAUGCCGGCUGCAGGUCGACCCAGACAAGUACAAGAAUGUGAUGAACGGUUUCAGAUUGACUGUGGGCGAGGAGGGCGUGCGCAGCUUAGCUAAAGGCUGGGCGCCCACAUUAAUUGGGUACUCGCUGCAGGGUCUCUUCAAGUUUGGUCUGUACGAGUUGUUCAAAGUGGGCUACUCGGACAUGUUGGAUGCGGAGACUGCUUACGUGUACCGCACCUUCGUCUACCUCGCUGCCUCCGCCUCUUUUCAGGACAAAUCAGCAACAGUCGGUUCUAUUGUGAGCAAGCUGGGCUGGGCGGGCGUGUGGAAGGGACUCGGCACUAGGAUCGUUAUGAUCGGUACAUUGACUGCGCUGCAGUGGUUCAUCUUCGACGGCGCUAAGGUUGUUUUAAGAACACCACGACCACCACCAGCUGAGAUGCCGGAGUCGAUGAAGAAACGUCUCGAAGCCGAACAAGCGGCCAAAGAUAAUUAAAUCAGGAAUCCCAAACCCAGCUAACAUUAAUCUCAGUAUAUUGGUUGAAAAAAAUAUGUGGAAAAAUGAUGUACUUUAGUGCAAUUUUAAUUUAUUGCCCGUACUAAAUUGGCAUUGCAUUUAUAAGCCACGGCUAUUUGAAGAUAGAAAAUAAAUGUAUAUGUAGUAGAAUGUACGUAGUGUAGGAACAGUUUCAUAAUUGUAUUUAUCGAUAUUAAAUAAUUUUAUAUUA